UUUAUUAUACGUACGCUAUUUCAGAUGUGAAGUUGAUUGUCACGUUUCACCCAGGUGAGGAAGGAGAUCGGCUGCCGCCGGCACCACCAAUCGCGACGAGCAGCCGCAACGAUGGUCGGAGUUGCAGCUAAUCGACGGCAGCGAGGAACGGCGGUUGCAGUUGCGGUGGCGGCAGAGGCAGCGGAUAGACGGCAGCGAGGAAUGGCGGUUGCAGUUGCGGUGGCGGCGGAGGCAGCGGAUCGACGGCGGAGGAACGGCGGUUGUCUUCGUCUCUCUUCGCCCCUCCAUCUUUCUCGUCUCCCUCCUCUUUUUCCCGGCGAGCAACGACGAGAAGCUUCGCGGUAGUCCGGCGAGCUCAUUCCGGCGAAGAGAGGCAGUGAGCAGUGGCGGCAGUCCGAUGGUGGCUGAGGUCUUCUCCGGUCUUCAUCUCCCCUGGCGAAGAGAGAGGCAGUGAAUGUUGGUGGCCGACGGUGAGGAAGAUGGAAAAUCCCAGGCAGAUUGGUCAAUUACAGCUUAUGUAUUUGAGUCACACAGCAGCCAUUGCAGCAAGAAACAAUAACAAUGGGAUUCCUGUCAAAAUGGAUUGAUUUGAAUUUGGAAAAGCAAGUGGAAUGGCUCCCCGUGCAAGUGGAGUGAAGUUUUCAGCAGAGGAGGAGAGGAUUGUGAUUGAUCUUCAGGCACAAUUCGGGAACAAAUGGGCAAGGAUAGCGACGUAUUUGCCAGGAAGAACGGACAAUGAUGUGAAGAAUUUUUGGAGUAGCAGGCAGAAGCGGCUGGCAAGAAUCCUGCACAAUUCAACGCCACAGUCUAGCAAGUCACGGGGAGACAGCAAUAGUGGCAGCAGCGUUAAGGAAGUUCCCGCUCUUCUUGAUGUUCCAUCCUUGGAGGAACCUAAGUUCAGAUCCUCUGCAAAUGAAGAAUCUUUGUCUAAGCCUCAGUCUUGCUCAUCAUCAUAUAUUGAAAAUUUCGAGGCAAUCCCAAUGCUAGAUUUAAUGAAUCCAACUUCAUUCACUUUCGAGCCUAAUCUGCUACAGCUUGAGUAUGCUCAGUGCGAGACCAAACCCUUCCAUGGGUCACAGCCACAGCUUCCCUUUCCGCAGGUUCAGACGACAGACUUUUCGUUGCCACCUCUAGAAGGUCAAGAUUUCGCCUCGAGGCUCGGGGAUCUCAACUUCUUCGAUGCGUUUGGAAAUACGAGUGGUCCAGAACCAGAGACGAGCUGUGAGGGUGUUGUGAAGCAAGAAAGUGAUGCUGUGAUUAACCCUCUAAGCCCAGAUAGCUUCAUUGAUGACUUCUCCAUAGACAUGUUUGAUCAUAUUGAACCACUACCCAGCCCAUCUGAUUGGUGAUGUGGGGAUCUCAGAUUCUCAAUGUUGUUUGAACAUGAAGGAGCUGUUUGUUUCUGAUUUUAACCAUAUUAAGUACCUGCUAACAAAGAUUUCAUACUGAUUGGUUCCCAUUAUUGUAGCAUUGGACUACCUGAUGUUUCAUACCCUGUAAUUUGUAAUCCACAGUUUAAAUACAUCAUGCAUUGCACAUUUCCUGCCCAUUAA
Ipomoea triloba (trilobed morning glory) is the source of this 1553-nucleotide messenger RNA. RefSeq names its product transcription factor DUO1-like. The record is from RefSeq and is a predicted model, not a curated record. Lineage: Eukaryota; Viridiplantae; Streptophyta; Magnoliopsida; Solanales; Convolvulaceae. The transcript has 4 exons. The coding region runs from base 612 to 1349 and encodes 245 amino acids.